Cricetulus griseus (Chinese hamster) is the source of this 1221-nucleotide messenger RNA. NCBI's taxonomy places the organism in Eukaryota, Metazoa, Chordata, Mammalia, Rodentia, Cricetidae. The record is from RefSeq and is a predicted model, not a curated record.
CCCAGUCCCGCCUCCCUGCCUCAUCCGGCGCGGACGCCAUGGUGCGGUUCAAGCACAGGUACCUUCUGUGCGAGCUGGUGUCGGAGGACGCGCGCUGCCGCCUGAGCCUGGACGACCGCGUGCUUGGCGGCCUCGUCCGCGACACGAUCGCCCGGGUGCACGGGACCUUCGGCGCAGCCGCCUGUUCGGUGGGCUUUGCAGUUCGAUACCUCAAUGCCUACACUGGAGUAGUGCUACUGCGAUGCCGAAAGGAUUUCUACCAGCUUGUGUGGUCAGCUCUCCCUUUCAUUACAUAUCUGGAGAACAAAGGACACCGAUAUCCGUGUUUUUUCAACACGUUACACGUGGGAGGUACUAUUAGAACCUGUCAGAAAUUCCUGAUUCAGUACAACCGGAGACAGCUGUUGAUCCUGUUGCAGAAUUGCACUGAUGAAGGGGAGCGGGAAGCCAUUAGGAAGUCUGUCUCAAGAAGCUGUUUACUGGAGAAAGAGUCUGCGGAAGAGCUUUCAGACAGUGCUGGUGAGGAGGCUGUGGAAAUAGUGGAGUGAGUGGCCCCAUUCUCCAGCCCAUUUGUGGAGCCACCAAACUGAGAGUUGGCAGCAGCAGCACACAGUUCUCCAAACUGACUACCAACCAAAGCACCAUCUACACUCCUGGAACCCUUGUACAGACAUUUUGUAUGUAACUGUUGAGCUGAGUGGGUAGAACAAAUGGUCUUGGCUUCCAGGGCAACAUUGGUAAAUCGCAAAAAGUACUUAUAUAGUUGAUGCUUGGCCAGGUCUGUCCUCUGGCCUUGGAUGUGCUCCCUGUGGUACUAAUGGAUUUUAAAUAUUCCUAGACCCUUACUAUAAGAACUCAUGCAAACCUGGGCGUGGUGGUGCACUCCUUUAGUUCCAGCAGCAGGAGGCAGAGGCAGACAGAUCUGUUUGAGGCCAGCCUGGUCUAUAGAGUGAAUUCCAGAACAGCCAGGAUUACACAUAGAAAGUGUUGGGGGUUGGGGGUGGGGUAGACUCGUGUAAAGCAGAAAUAUCGAUGAAUAACCAACUACACUUGCAUAAUCUAGGUCAAUUUAGUACUGUAUCCUAGGACUACAAACACCAGGAUACCUAGCUGACCAUUGCUCAGGUGACUUGAUAGGAAAUGCUGUGGGAAUAUAAUCCUAGCAUGUGGGGUUUUCUGAAGGAGAAUGACUCACAUAUAUUAAAUACUCUGGUUCCCAGA